GGAGUAACAAGGGUGUGGACGGAAAGAUGACAUUUGAUGAGGUCAUCGUCAGCAGAAGGGCUGAUAUGCGGGUUUUGUCAAAGUCUCUCCAUUGGGUAAGCAUAAACCCUAAACCAAUUGUAGUAGAUUUUGAUUUCUUGUUAUCCUUUGUGUCUUCUCCUUCGAAUCUCAUCAAGUACUGCAGGUAUCUUCUGAGAUUUUCCAAAUCCGCUGUUUAUGAUUCUGAAAUUUGAGAAUUGAAUCCGAUUUCAACAAAUGAUGAACAUUUGGGCGGUGGCGAUGAGAUGGUCGUAACGAACCCGGUCGUCUGGUUGUGCAGGAAACAAUCGAGGGAGGUGGGAGGUGUGGUUGAGCUGCAGCCUUGUGCUACGCUUUAGCUCCGAGCCAUUGACACUUGCUUAAGAAGCAGAGCUUUGGAGAACAACAGCUGCUAAAUAGAAGGAACUUUCAAAUUGCCAUUGACACUUGCUUAAGCAACAAAGCUUAGAAGAACAACAGCUGUUAAAUAGAAGGAACUUUCAAAUUGUAAGUCUAUUUCUCAAUUUUGGUCAUUGUUAAGUGAAUUCUGUGUUGUACGAACUUGUUUGUUUGCUCAUCAAUCCGCUGUUUUCCUCCCCCUCCAAUCAGUAAUUUUAUCUCUUUCACUUUUGGCUUUGAUGUUAUGUCUUAAGAUCAUUUCAUUUCCUUUUUCUUGAUCUGUAUGUUUACAUGCUUCCUUCUUCUCUCUAGGUUUUUUCUGUUUUGUUUGCCGGAAGUUUUACAGCUUCAUUAUCUUCUCUCCAUUCUGUAUUCACCAAAAGCAGGGUAGUUAUUAAUAUUA
This is a messenger RNA of Rubroshorea leprosula, 820 nucleotides long. Lineage: Eukaryota; Viridiplantae; Streptophyta; Magnoliopsida; Malvales; Dipterocarpaceae. The record is from the annotation of a GenBank genome assembly.